AUGUUGUUGAAGAUGAACUUCACCCAGCAGCGGCGGGUGCGUCUGGCACAGGGCCUCUGGCUUCUGUCAUGGCUGGCUGUGAUGUGCGGGGCCUUCAUCUUCUGUCUGGGGGUUUACCUUAAGACAGAACUGAUACGCAGGGAUGAGGUAAUGGAGAAAACGGAGAUCCACGUGGUGCCCAACAUCCUCAUGAUGGUGGGCCUGGCCUCCAUCGGCACCAACUGGCUCGCCAGUCGCAUGUGUCAGGACUCCUUGGAUGCGAGCCGCUUCCCUCGCUGGAAGGUUCUCCUGCUGGCUUGGUUCUUCGUGGCGGCGCUGCUCUGUUAUAUGCUCAUCGGCGUUGUGGUGCUCAGCUACGCCCUGCAGGGAAGACUGGAGGAGUCCCUGAAGGUUGGCCUCAGGAAUGGUAUUCGUUUCUACAAGGACACGGACGUGCCAGGCCGCUGUUUCCAGAAAGAGACCAUUGAUCGUCUGCAGAUGGAGUUUCGCUGCUGUGGAAACAACAAUUUCAAGGACUGGUUCGAGGUUCAAUGGGUCAGCAACAGAUACCUGGACUUCACUUCCAAAGAUGUCAAGGAUCGCAUCCGGAGUAAUGUGGACGGCCGGUACCUGCUGGAUGGCGUUCCCUUCAGCUGCUGUAACCCGGCGUCCCCUCGUCCCUGCAUGCGCUACCACCUGACUGACAACAGCGCCCACUACAGAUACAACUACCAAGAAGAGGAGCUCAACCUGCACAUCCGCGGCUGUAGACAAGCUCUGAUUGACUACUACAUGGGCUUAUUGAAUUCAACUGGUCCUGGUGUGAUUUCCGUCAUCUUAAUACAGAUGUCAGUGCUGCUGAGCCUGCGGUACCUACAGACGGCUGUGGAAGGGGCCAUGGCUCUGGAGGACCCAGAGGGCGACAGCGAGGGUUACCUCCUGCAGAAAGGAGUGAAAGAAACCAUUGAGGACGUCAAAGCCAGUGUCCUCAGCUUGCUUAAGUUUGGGCAGGUUGACCCCAGCGCCGCCGAAGAGUCCCCUGUGGCCGCAGAUGUCGAUAAAGCAGCUGAUACUCCUGCCAGCUAG
Pleuronectes platessa (European plaice) is the source of this 1065-nucleotide messenger RNA. RefSeq names its product retinal outer segment membrane protein 1b (gene rom1b). The coding region runs from base 1 to 1065 and encodes 354 amino acids. The record is from RefSeq and is a predicted model, not a curated record. Gene Ontology annotation, cellular component: membrane. Gene Ontology annotation, biological process: visual perception. The transcript is spliced from 5 exons. NCBI's taxonomy places the organism in Eukaryota, Metazoa, Chordata, Actinopteri, Pleuronectiformes, Pleuronectidae.